AUGGCUUCUUCUAAGGAGGAGUCUGCGGAGUAUGACCCGUGGUUCGACCAGAUUUCCCUGGGGAUUGCCCCAGCGGAUGAUGCGGUCGGCGGCUCAACGGGCAACACAAAGGUCGUCAUCAAGAACCCCGACGGUAGCACUGUGGAUGUGGACUCCCUAAAUGUCUCAGACAAGAUGAAGGACUUGCUGAAGGCAGUCGACUCUGACGGCGGUGGUACGCUGGAUGAUACGAAUGUCCAACAUGCCCUGCAGCUCUUCGGAACGAUGAAGGAGGUGUUCGGCAGCAAAGGCACCAUGUCCCACAAAGAAGCUGAGAACGGUCUUCACCUGUUGCAGCAGCUCUUCAAGGACAAGGCGGCUAACGCGCAUGAGGUCUCGUACAUGCACAUGCCCGAGUGUGUCCAGGAAGUGAUGAAGGAGUGGGACUUGGAUCGAAGCGGCAGCGUGAGUGUAGUGGAGUUGUCCGCAGCGGCGAAAGCCCACAGGAAGGUCAAGGAGGAGGGAAGAAUCAUGAGGAGGAUUAUCGUGGCACUGUCGGCCGUGAUUGUGCUGCUUCUCACGGGCAUGUUUGUGAUGUCUUACUUGGCGGUGGACAUGGCAAAGGAUCUGACAUAG
Molecule: messenger RNA, 615 nt
Organism: Symbiodinium pilosum
Lineage: Eukaryota; Dinophyceae; Suessiales; Symbiodiniaceae
Source: the annotation of a GenBank genome assembly